This is a messenger RNA of Dentiscutata heterogama, 291 nucleotides long. NCBI's taxonomy places the organism in Eukaryota, Fungi, Glomeromycota, Glomeromycetes, Diversisporales, Gigasporaceae. The record is from the annotation of a GenBank genome assembly.
AUGUGCUGUAAUGGUCAUCGAAAAAAAAAAAAUACUGAUAUUCCAGAUUCAUGGAUACCGAUCACACUUAAGGGUAACUUAAGGGUCACUCAUUUUAAACCUGGAAAAGAAGCAAAGAAAGAUAUAAAAGAAAAAGCCGAUGAAAACAUAAUUAACAAAAAAAUAAAAAAAAGCCUUUUGACAAGCGAUUUCGAGGUCUCUACAAAUUCUUCCUUCUUUUGUGAGAAUGAUAAUGUGUACGGACGCCCUGGCUCUUCUUAUCGCAUCAUCAGAAAAUCUUCCAAAGUCUGA